GGAAGGCACCUGAAGGCUAAUCCAUUCCCACCCCCUGCCAAGGGCAGGGACACCUUCCACUAUCCCAGGCUGCUCCAAGCCCUGUCCAGUCUGGCUUUGGACACUGCCAGGGAUGGGGCAGCCACAGCUUCUCUGGGAAACCUGUGCCAGGGCCUCACCCCGCCCUCACAGGGAGGAAUUUCUUGCCAACAUCCCCUCCUGAGUUCAUUUCUCCAUCUGUAAAAGAACAGCAGCGAUACAUGGCUCAAUAAAGUUGAAUCAUGUAAUGAUGGAAUGAUUUGGCUGGAAGGGACCUUAAAGCCAAUGCAGUCCCACCUGCUGCCAGGGGCAGGGACACCUUCCUGUCCAGUCUGGUCUGGGACACUUCCAGCACUGGACUUAAUCUCCUGCCUCUGUAGAAACAGUUUGAGUUAUCCACAGCCCGUGUAAUGGAUUCCACUCAACGACUUAAAAGGAAGUGUUACGCAAGCCACGGCCGAUUUGUGGAAGCGGAACGCUGGUGAUGAGGAUGUUAAAUUGCUGAAGUGAUCUCACAGCUGGGAACAACUCCUGAUAAGCUGCUGGGAGCAGCCAGGCAUCCUCCAGCACGGAUCGGGUCUAACAGUGCCCCAGUCCAGGUGUUGCUUCAGGGAGCCGUCCCCCAUUAGCAAGGCACAAAUCCACUUGGCUUUGCUUCAGAACCUCAGUCACAGCAGAAUGUUUAAAAAACUCACCAAAUUCAUCGUAAAGCAAAUGGAUCCAAAGAAGGAAAUGGUCCCUGUGGAGAGCAUCGCACACAAUGAGCACUUCAGGCCUCUUUAUCUCCUGAAAAAAAAAACCAAACCAAAAACCAUAUUCCACCGAGCUCCCUACUACCAGCGCACAGGGUUCACACUGGAUGAUGUGCUGCUGCCAGGACAAGAUGGUACACUCAUAGAGUUCAUCCAUCAGGAUUCCAGCCAAUUUACUCUCACAAAAGUCAGUGCUGACCAAGCUGAUGGAGGUCUCAGCAUUUCUUUAGACCCUGCAAAUGUAGAGCUGCAAGGAGCUGCCUCCUUGUCCAAAGAGUUUUCCAUUACGCCACAGAAGAAAAGUGUAUCACCGGAAUCACUGGAGGCACUGAGAAGAGAAAGGGAAAUCAACAUGGAUCAUUCCUUCAUCCGACAGCUACGGAGAACAGACAUCAGUCUGCAUGUGGUCACUGAAAUCCUCGAAGCCUCGGAGGAGACCGUCUACAAGGAAUCCACCAAGGCAGGCGGGGGCUUCAAGACCAAACUUCAUGCCACAUUCUGUGCAAAGAGCAUCAGGGAGGACAAACAAAGCAUAGUCAUACCCAAAGGCUGCACCCUGGCCUUCAGGACCAUCCCACUACACAUUAGAGAUGGAGCAUGGGAUCUGGAUUAUUUCCCAGCAAAAGCUGUGAGAAGGCAAGCUUAUGUAGCUGAUGGUCCCUCCCUAGGAAAUUUAGGAGUAGUGGUGACAGAAGUUAAAUACUCCUGCCGAAUUUUCUCCGAGCUGUCUUCUGACCAGCAGCUCAUAAUCUUAAACACCAUCAAAGCCGUGAUGGGAGACAAGAACCUCCUUCAAGAGCUCAGUCAGACAAUGGAAGAUAUUCCUGAGCAAAAUGAUGGUUAUGAGCUGAAAACUGAGAGCCCAGACUUGCAAGCCCUGUUCAGCACUUUACAACGUUCUCCAAGAGACCGUCUCCUUCUGCUGGCAGAGGGAAUCACCUACGUCCUCGAUGCUCUGCAUGAGUUAAUGGAGGAUCAGCUGGUGCUGCUGCUGGAAUCCUUGGAAAGGAAGAUUGUGUCGCAACAGCUGAAGCUGGUUGAAAACCUCUUGAAACAUGACCUGGAUAAGGGGAAGGAGACUUUCUUUGUGGAUACCAGGCUGCUCUCCUUCCCACACGAAGAGGAACAGAGGUUAACCAUGGCCCUGGUGGAGCUGAGUGGAGUGCAGCUCCAGGAAGAUGGAUCAGCUGUCCCUAGGCAUCAACCCUUCGAGGCCGUGGCAGCCCUGUUUGUGGCCCUGUACACCCUCAACCUCCUGAGUGGCUCUGAGUAGGAGGCACCUGGCCCUGCUCAGGGAAACCCUCGGUAAAGCGUUGGGAAAUCUCUGCUGAUGAGACAGGUUUCUCUCCCAAUAUCAUCCUUGUUGAUGCUCAAGGCUGCUUUUGGCUGGGAAAAGCAAAUUUAAGGCAGGAAAAUUCAUUAUGGAUAUUAAAGGUUGGAUAUCAAA
Messenger RNA from Hirundo rustica (Barn swallow), 2217 nucleotides. RefSeq names its product gasdermin-A3-like. NCBI's taxonomy places the organism in Eukaryota, Metazoa, Chordata, Aves, Passeriformes, Hirundinidae. The record is from RefSeq and is a predicted model, not a curated record. Gene Ontology annotation, biological process: defense response to bacterium; pyroptotic inflammatory response. The coding region runs from base 697 to 2043 and encodes 448 amino acids. Gene Ontology annotation, molecular function: phosphatidylserine binding; phosphatidylinositol-4,5-bisphosphate binding; phosphatidylinositol-4-phosphate binding. The transcript has 10 exons.